GGCCUUCUCCGUAUCGCAUGUGUCGUUGUCUUCAAAAUACAGACGUCAACCGGGAGCUUGCGCCGUCCGCACAGCGCAGAUUUCCCGUUUCCUUUUUUCCAGAGGCGCCUAGCGGGAUGUCAGUGACCCUGCGAGGCCUCCGACGCGGCAACGAUAGGCGGGGUGCAGGUCUCCGCAGGCUCAUUUGUUUGUUCUCAGAUUUCUCUUCACUUGAAUUUUUUUCCGCGUGUGUGGAGUAUCCCCGCCAUUAAAGAGGCAGAGGCAUUUCAUCUAAAAACUACGGAAGGUCCUAAAGAACACCGUUCGACGCGGCGGCUUGCCGCAGCGACUCCGCGUGUGCUAGAUUUUUUCCUGUCUGUUUUACAAGAGAGGAGUUCCAUGCGUUUCGUCGCCCUCAUGCGAUAGAAAAGGAAAGCCGACGUUUCUUCUGAAGAAGAAAAUGACGCUCUCAAGGAAAAAGGCGUCUCCGGGAAACACAUGCCCGUCACAACUUCUGUAGGCAGGGUCACCAUGUGCUUUUGUAGUCACCCUCCGCACACUUUUUUUCGAUUGCGUCGCCAAUGGAAACUUCUUUCGAAGCUCGUUUCUCAUUGUUUCGGGACAAGUUGAGUGGCCGUCUGAUUUCGUGUAAAAGGUGAUGCACGCAGGGAAGAAAAGGGCGUUUUCGAAGUAUGUCUCGCUCCGUUUCCUUGCUCAAGUGUGUCGGGUUUGGUUCUGGAAAUGCGACAUACCUGGAAUUGAAAAGAUCAGAACGUUCUUCGCAUUCUUCUGUUGCUGCGGUGCUCCACAAAUUGACCUUGUGGGGAGGAGAGGGCGCUGCAGACGCGGAAAGGCGGCACCGUAGAAGGAGAGGAAUCGACGGUAAAAAACUCGCCUCUUCACUCGGCUGCGCCGAACAUCGACAUCCUUUUCCGCUCCACGCAGUUCCUGCUUGGACAAGGAGGCCCAGGGUCUUGUGCAUGUGUCUACAUUCAUUUUCCCUCUGACGUCACCCUCCACCUUUUUCCUUCCUUCUUCUCUGUUCUCUCCCCUCUCUGUUUCUCUCGCGUCGCGGAGCGUUGUUUCUGUUUCUUCUCUAGAGUUCGCAGCAAGAUGAAGGUCUUCAAGGUCGCCUCCGCGCCGCCUUGGCAGGAUCGACCUCGCCGACUUCUGUUGUCGGGUCACUUCUCUCUGUCUUCCUUCUUUCUCUCUCGAGGCUUCCUUCCUCUCUCCCUUCUCAUUCUGUUCCCUUGCCUCUGCUGGUUCGUCCUCUCCCCCUCGUCCCUCUGUUCUUUCGAUCCUAUUGGAUUUGUCUCCUCCCUCUUGUCAUUGCCUUCUCGCGCGUUUGUCCUUCUCGCCUCCUUCUGCUCUUUACCAUCUCUGUCUUUCUUGUCUUCUGUGCCUUCUCUGUCCUCUGUCUCUGUUUUCUCUGCUUCGCCGGGCUCUCUGUUCCUCGCGUUUUCUCUCAUCUUCCUCUCCAUGGAAGUCUACACUUUUGCGCGCUUUGCAGCUGCAGUGUCCUGGCUGGAGGAUCUCCCCUUUUAUCGGCCCACGCCAGAUCCGCACUACUUUGCUUUUCUUCUGCGUGCAUGCAUCCACUACCCCUGCGCGCGUCUGUACUCCACUCUCUGCGAAGAAGCGAAAGGCUGGCAAACAGACGUCGACUCGCGAUACGAAGCGCUGAGCGUCUGUGGAGGGUUCAGCGAGAGUCAGAGCGACGCAGAAAUGCUGCAAAAACUUCUGUUCGGACCUCGCGGCAAGUCGACGAAACAGGCUCGCGCACUCGAAGAGCGAACGAAGCAAUCUUCUCAGAAGGCCGUGCAUGCGGUACUGACGCCGGACGAGAGUCGGGAGGAAGUCACGGAAGCAGGCGGGAGGCAAAAAGAGGAGAGCCGCCGCUCGCAGACCUUUCGCGUCUCUCCAGUUCCUUCGACUUGCGCCUCGCAUUCCCCCCUGUCUCUGAGUGAGACGAAGUGGAGACUCGCAGCUUCUCCCACAGGCCCUGAGUCUCCUUCGUGUCGCCUUUCCUCGCCCUGGAGUCACUCCUCUGCCUCGCCGUUCGACAGCAGCACGCGAGCGACGCUCUUCCCCACUCCGCGAGAUUCUCAGUCUCCUCUUUGUGAAGAGGAAAGCGUCUCAGAGACGAACGACGCGCUGAAAUCCGAUACAGGCGCAGACUCCACACACGGAGGCAGCCGACUCGCAGCACCCGCAGAAGUCGCCGCAGGGGUCGCUCAGGACGGACGCAGGGAAGCAGGAGCAGCCGCGAGACAGGGAGAGAGGAGAGAGGCGAACCGAGAAGAGGAGGCUGAAGAAGAAACGAAGAGCGAUGAACAGAGGAGAGAAGGAGAGAAACGAGAAGAAGAGAUCGAAGACGAGACACAAGAAGAGAGAAGAAGUGAAAGAGUGGAGGAACGAGAAAAGAUGGAGAUCUUAGGAAAAGAAACAGCAGAGAAAGGAGAAGACGCGUUUGUCACACAUCCACCUGAAGCUUUAGCCUCGAUGUUGUAUUACGCAUUCUUCACAAGCGUCCAGCCGACGCAGCUCACUGUCAACCUUGUGGCUGCAUGGCUACGAGCCCACACUCACUUCCCUCUCUCUGCCUGUCGAGCAGCUAUCAACUAUCUGCAAGCGACAGGCAGCUUCCACUUUGUCGUUGACGAUGAGGUCCAAAGCAGAGAGGCGAGCAAACCUGCAAGGAGACCAAGAAGCGUCCCCUCAUCUCCCAUCGGUUCGUCUCAAGAGACAGUGUCUCCUCAAGCGCCCGUGUCUCCUUCUCUAGAGGCAGUGUCUUCACAAGAGGCACUGCCUUCUUUCCGAGAGACGUCUGCACCUUCGCAAGAGCAGUCUGUUUCUUGUGGGUGGCCUCUGUCUUUUCUCACGACUUUCAUCUCUCGCUCUUCUUCCUUCUUUCGUCGAUCCGCCUCUGCGCAGGCUCCUCUUAGUCUAGAAACGACUCCAGGGUGGCUGUACGGCGCAGCUCCGAUUCGCCCCCACUACCGGCCCUUGAUUCUUCAGCUGUUCGUGAACUUCUGUCAAUUUCUCUUCGUCUCGGCCUUGACGACUCUCGGCUUUGUCGCCGUCAGUCCCCGCUGUAUGUGCCGCACAUGCAGCAGCACCGUCCGCGGCUGCACGCAGCGACGCAAGCCCCGUCCCGAAGCCCUCAGGCGCCCACGCUGCCUCGGUGAGGCGAUCCCUUUGAAACGCGAGAUGGACGGGUGCCCUGCAGCGCAUUCAGUGGAAAAACGGUGUCAGGUGGAGGUCGAGACGGCGUCCGCUAACCGAGAAAACGCACGCAACAAUCCGGAAGAAGACGAGGAAGCGACACUUGAAGGCGGACUCAAAUUUCUGCGAUUCUUCCUUUAUCUUCCCCCCAUAGUUCCCCCUUCUCCUCCCCCUUCUCCUUCUUCUUCUCCUUGCUCUCCUUCUUCUCCUUCUCCUUCUUCUUGCUCGUCAUCGUUCUCUGAGGGACGGCACUCUGCACCUGGCGUCAAGGCGCCGAUCGUGCUCAUUCACGGCUUUGGCUUCGGCCUGUUACCUUACAUUUUGCAUGCACUUUUGCUGGUGAUUCGCCAGCGCUUCUGGACUCCCGCGGAAGAGCGAAGACCGAUCGUUCUUCUCGAGUUUGCGUGGCUUGGCUUGGAUGGCCAAGGCGCGCAGCUGAUGCGGCAAUCGCAGGCAAUCGAGGAGGCGAGGGCGCGCGCGGUGAAGAGGAUGAGAGGACGAGAAGAAAGCGCGUGCGGCCUGACACGGAGCCCCACAGAGGCAGAGCGCGAACAGAAGGCGAAGGAGCUCCUGGAAGGCCCAGAUGCCUCGAAGGCGAGGAAGGCAGACUUCGGCAGAGAAGAGAAAGUCGAGGACGCGCGCAGGAGUCUGAGAGCGUAUGCAGCGAGGGUAAAAGAGUCGUCAAAGGAGGCGAGUGAACCCUGUGCCUGCGACGGUGUCGGCGAGAAGGAAGAAGACGCCCAUUCUCGGCGCCUACCACCUCCUCUCCUGUGGACAGACAUUGUGCCGCUGAUGCCCGCGAUCUGUCGUUCUCUCGCGGACUUUCUCGAAGAUCUCCACCGCGUUCAACUGGAAGAUCUGCAGACCGCAAUGAGACUCGCGAAACUUCAGAGGCGAGCAGAAGACGGCAAGGAAACAGGGGAACACGGAGAAGCAGGCGCCGGAGAGGAAGAAGCAAGAGAGAGUGGGAAAAGCGCGGCAGGAGAAGAUGUUGGGAAGAGGGGAGAGAAGAAGAAAGAAGGCGUUUCUUCGGCUUGGAGACGUGUGAACGAAAACAAGCUUUUACUCACGUUUGUGAGAGAAGACAUUUCUUUGCGCAGUCCGGGAGAAGAGGACAGUCAAGAAGCGCCAUAUCUGGAGAGGCAUGGGGUCCAAGUCGACGUCGUUGCACACUCGUACGGAACAGGCGUCACAUCCUGUCUCCACAUGAUGCAUCCUUCUCUCCUGAGGAGAUGCGUACUUGUCGACCCAGUUUGCUUCUUCCCGAACUGCACGGUCAAGGCGCAACUCGUUCACAGGCAGCCAUGGCAAAUCCGCUUGCUUCCUCGCCACAGCGGAGCUGAGAGGGGGCAUGAAGAUCCAGUCGACCCCGGAUCGCGAGCCGCAGAGACCGAGGCCUUUGGGAAGAAGGUGGACGGCGCGUUCACGAGAACGACAGGUGUGGGGAGCGAAGCGAAAGGCAGCAGCGGGCCUCGCGUGGACGCCUGCGGGGGGCUGCAGCGCGUCUCCUGUCCCGCAAAGGCGGACCUUCGCACCGAUCGAAGAAAAGGCGCGAACCAAGGCGUCUUGGAAGAGGCAGCACGUUCCUGCGAGACUGCUUCUUCGUCGAAAUCAUGGCUUUCCAGAGUGGAUCUCUGCGCUCUGCAGCGGCGCCGAAAGCCAUGGCGGUUGACCGCGCUGGCGCCUCUCCUUCGGGUGGCGCUUUUGCAUGCAAUCGACCGCUUCGCUCUCUUCUUCUACUGGCUCCUGGUGUACAGGGAGCUCGGGACGCGAAUCACGACAUCCAGGCAGCUGCAGGGUCACGAGUAUUUGGACCGCGGCGGCCUGCUGCGUCUCCAAGACCGCUUAAUGGUCGUUUUAGGAAGCUUCGACUUGAUUUCGCCAGCGGCGCACAUCAAGGCGUUCAUGGACUGCGUCGCUCCUCGCGUCGAGUGUCUGUACUGCCCAGGAGCACACCACGGCGUCGUCGCGUUUAUGCCUUCGGUCCUAGCAACGAUCGACAAAUUCCUCGCGACCUAGAGCCGAGGGCAGCGCCGAAGGAACGAAGGAUCAGUCGCAACUUGCGUGUGUGUAUAUGGAGAGAGUCAGAGCCCGGAGAGAAAUAGAGAUGGGAGAAACAUUGCAAGGGUGAGAGGCUCGCGGACGCUCGGGAUCGGAGCGGAGUUUCACAGAGUUCUGGGAGAAAUAGGAAACGCAAGGAACGAAAGGACGGUCUCGGAGUCCCUGGGGGGGCGGUCUCAGGUGCACAAAGAGGUUCUUCUUCUCAAAAUAUCCGUUCCUGAAACCCACACACUGUAAACACACACCAGCGCCUGCUCGAAGCCGCGGGCGCUUGCUGCUUUCCCUCUAUCUCUGUUGUGUAAAUCAGGCGGUCUAUUGCUCAAGCCUUUUUCCUUUUUUCCCCAUGUGCCUCUCUAUAUUUCGUGCAUUCAUUCAAAUAGAGACGUACAUAUAUAGAUGUAUGUGUAUGCAUAUGUUCAUGUGUGUAGCUCGCACUAUGUGUGUGUAGCGCCGUAUUUGUUUUGGGAUUGUUUUCUGUAUUUGUUGAUCCGCAUUCAGCAGCAGACAGGAGUAAGGAAAUGGGCUGCACUAAGGGAGGGUAGGAAUGCCAAGCAUCCGGAAGAGGUUCUUGUCGCUGUCGUUUAAAAAUUUUUUGCAGAAGGCGAAAGAUUCGUGUCCAGUGUACAGACACUCGUUCAGUGGUUACAGCAGCGAGAGAACGGGCAAAAUAGAACCGAUACCGCAUCUAUGUGGAUAUAUAUAGAUAUUUAUUUGUUUUCUCGCAGUGAUGCAGUGAGACAAAGAGCGAGAUACGAUCAUGUCUCGAGUCUCAAUGCAGCAUCCCGUUUUCGUGGGAGAUGGAAAACGAAAUGCGACCGUCUUUGCCGGUUGUCUGAGACCUUGUUGCGCAAGAAUGAAAUACAUUUUCAAGCCAAACGAGACGCUCAGGAACCUACAGCAAGCGUCAUCUCGUUUGAAUCUUUAGAACCAUACUUAAACAUACACUCUUUACCGCCAAGUACCUCUUAUUCAUAUACAUAUUCGUGUGUUUAUGCGGAGAUACACGGGUCUGUGUGUCGCCGUGAUGACGCCCGAGAUAACAUGGAAACGAAUGUGUCUCUAGUGGUAAGGGAGUGAGAUCUCCUUUUUGAGGCGGUUGUUUCUGCUUUAAGUGGGAUGAGUCCGGGCAUCCCGUGUCGGAUGUCUGCUGUACAGUCUGCGGAGUUUUUGUCGCUUCAAACAACGGCUACUUUUAUGAAAUGGGUUCUGGGGCCUUCGUAGAGGUACAUCGACUCUGAUAGUCAGUCUGGGGGAGGCCAGGGCAGAUUCUGGGCCUUUGGAGAGUCUGUUAUACGAAGUUCGAUUUUUUCUGUCUUUUGUAAUGAAACACGAGCCGAGUCGAAGCACCUGGCACACGCACCCUGGUGUCUCCAUUUUCUUCCCCAGCUUUUUUUUCAAAAGUGGUAGCGGUCGGGGAUUGUAUGGGAGAUGUGUCUAAAGGGAGAUUCCAAGCCAUUAGGCAAGUCCUCGCUUUUUCGUUUGCCGGCGGCACCGUCCCGUUUGCUUUGGUGCAGCAUUAUGGCCGGUUGCACGCCCUUUUUUAUUUCGUUUUUCCAGAGAAAAGCACGAAACACUGCGGCGGAGGGGGAGCUCUCUCACUGGGGGCUGCACUGACAUCCAACCUUUUGAUCUGUCUUAGGCAGUCCAGCGAGGUGGUGGAGCACUGCAGUCAUAAAGAAUGUCGUUGUCUGUAUCCCGGAAGUCGGGGAGAUUUGCACUUCGUUGCGUCAGGAGAUCCACUUACCUACAAUUUCUGUAAACAGAAAUGCGUAGAUAUGUGAGCAUGCACAGGAGCUGCUGUUUGUGUGUAUGUACAGGCUGUGAGUUUUUCUCCACAGAUGAAUGAUUCUUAGCGAUGAGGUCCCGCGCAAUGUUGCAUGUGUUCGUGCAUCUCUGUUUUAUGUCUAUCACACCAAUAGGGCGUACUCUUCUAUCAAGGCGUUUCUGGUUUGACUUCUCAACGAGUCCGCUUCUGCCCCGAAAAGCGAAUGCAGGCAUCUAGGCGUCUUGCUUUACUUCUGAAAACGAUGAGUGGAAAACAUCCCGACUACGGAAGAGUUCGUGUUUCUGCC
Messenger RNA from Toxoplasma gondii ME49, 7337 nucleotides. RefSeq lists its product as hypothetical. The record is from RefSeq and is a predicted model, not a curated record. Lineage: Eukaryota; Apicomplexa; Conoidasida; Eucoccidiorida; Sarcocystidae. Bases 1093 to 5223 code for a protein of 1376 amino acids. The transcript has a single exon.